Molecule: messenger RNA, 909 nt
Organism: Cricetulus griseus (Chinese hamster)
Lineage: Eukaryota; Metazoa; Chordata; Mammalia; Rodentia; Cricetidae
Source: RefSeq, a predicted model, not a curated record
AUGACCAACUCAGCAGCCACCCAGGUACACAACCAGGAAUUUGAACUGGGAAAACCCAACAACUAUCCCAUCUAUGACCUGCUGGAGUGUGUGAAGGCACUGGUCCUGUGUAACUAUGGCCUACAUGACUUGCAGCAACAGCAGGAUUUCUGGGUGACAGGGCAGACUGAGUCUUUCAAUCUGGACAUGGCUCCCGAUGCAUUUGAUGAUCAGUAUGAGGGCUGUGUCCAGGAAAUGGAGAAAAAAGCACCCCAAUUGUUAGAAGAAGACUUCAACAUGAAUAAGGAAUUAAAAUUUGCAUGGGAAAUGGCAGAGGACAAAUGGAAGGAGGUAAAACACAAAAUGACCUAUCUGAAAGGUUUCAGUGAUUAUCAUGGAACAGCUGUAGUGAUGUACACGGGAGGUAUCUACAAAAAGUUUAAUAAAGCUGUUAGAGAUUUCAAGAAAGAUCCCAGUAACUUUCCUUACAAGGCCUUCCAUUACUAUUUAACAAGAGCUCUUCAGCUUCUGAAUAACAACAAAUGUUACACAGUUUACCGAGGCACCAACAACAAAUUUCAUUACAGUGGAACGGGCUUUGUGCGGUUUGGACACUUUGCUUCCUCAUCUUUAAAUAAGAACAUAGCUUCUUCUAAUUUUGGUAGUGCUAGUGGGACACUGUUUACCAUCAUAACCUGCUUGGGGGUUAACAUAACUGGAUUUUCCUACUUCCCUUAUGAAAAGGAGGUGUUAAUUCCAGGCUAUGAAGCAUUUAAAGCACACAAAAGCCCAGGAAGUGAAAAAACAAUGGACAAUAUUUCUCUGACCUCCCCGAAAAGAGGGAAAAGCAACUUCAAUUGCUUCUACAGCUCAGAAAUACAGCCAGCUACUGGCCUGCCAACCAAUUUCUACAAUUCCGAUAAUCUCUGA